UAUAAAUACCCUUCAACCAUGUCCCUGUUUUCCCCAACUUUAAUUUCUUCAACCGCAAAUCCAACAGUCAACCAUCAUGGCUUUCGCAUCUUCUGCAUUGGCUUCUUUCACCUCUUCCUCUCCACAUUUCAUGGGCCAUAAGGUUUCCAUCAAAGAACCGAGCUCCAUGCCGGCACGUGUUCAUUUUCCGCAACUUCGCGUCUCCGCCGCUUGUGCGUCGACGGCUGAGAGAACGGUUUCCCACAUUGCUUGCCCAUCGUCACUGUACGAGGUAUUGGGGAUUCAGAUUGGCGCCACGAGUAAGGAAAUCAAGGCUGCUUACCGGAGACUGGCGCGCGUUCUACACCCUGAUGUCUCGGCUAAUGGUCGAAACGACGUCGCUGCCAACGAGUUCAUCAAAGUACAUGAAGCCUACUCUACGCUAUCGGAUCCUGAGAAACGGGCGGAUUAUGAUCGAACGUUGUUGUUCAGGCCAAGGCGGUCCUUUUCUGUUUCCGUCGAAUCGAUGGCCGGUCCAACGUUUUCUGGGUUUUCUGGUUAUUCGAAACGAACAUGGGAAACCGAUCAAUGUUGGUGAUACUUGAGAUAAACUGUGAAAUCCAUAGAUGGAUUUUGGUUUAUUUUCAUUCUUUUUGGCUUUUGGGGAAUUACUGAUUUGGUGCUAAUUUCGCCUGUAAAUAUAGAAAUAUGUUAACUAAAACAA
Gossypium arboreum is the source of this 703-nucleotide messenger RNA. Its product is annotated as chaperone protein dnaJ 11, chloroplastic-like. The record is from RefSeq and is a predicted model, not a curated record. The transcript has a single exon. NCBI's taxonomy places the organism in Eukaryota, Viridiplantae, Streptophyta, Magnoliopsida, Malvales, Malvaceae. The coding region runs from base 77 to 577 and encodes 166 amino acids.